UGAUCAAGCUUCUCCUGCGAUGCUAAGAGGAAAGAGCAAAACUCAAGCAGAGUUCCAAGAGGAUAAGAGAAGAGGCAAGAGAGUGGUUUCACAACCUCAAUUAGUUUGGUCUAAAAAAGGGGAACGGGGCUUAACAAGAAGGUCAAGAAGCACGGAGGAGUCUACAGCGAACCCAAGAAGCUUGAGUGAUCCAAAGAGUGUGAAUGAAAGGUCUGUAACAAAGGAGAAAGCUGGCGGUUUGGUGGAGGCCGGAUCAGUUUUCAGCAGAUUGGGGAAUAAUGAAAAGGAACAAGGCUCUGGGGGUAGUAGAGGUAAAAGGGGCUCGCGAAGAUCAGAAGGUGAUUUAAGGGAGAAACUAAGUGGAGAAGCUUUGGAUGAUAAGAGAGAUGGUCAAUCAAGCAAAG
Molecule: messenger RNA, 404 nt
Organism: Eruca vesicaria subsp. sativa (arugula)
Lineage: Eukaryota; Viridiplantae; Streptophyta; Magnoliopsida; Brassicales; Brassicaceae
Source: the annotation of a GenBank genome assembly